This is a messenger RNA of Zea mays, 1369 nucleotides long. Its product is annotated as GDSL esterase/lipase. The coding region runs from base 107 to 1207 and encodes 366 amino acids. Gene Ontology annotation, molecular function: hydrolase activity, acting on ester bonds. The record is from RefSeq and is marked validated. NCBI's taxonomy places the organism in Eukaryota, Viridiplantae, Streptophyta, Magnoliopsida, Poales, Poaceae. The transcript has 3 exons.
AUUGUCCAUUUUGCACCACCGAUCGAUCGAGCUCUAGGCUCUAGCUAGCGCGCUGCAUAUGUGAGGCAACUUUUCAUUUAUCUGACACACGUACUUACGGCCCACGAUGGCCGCCGCCGCCGGCCUCCCGUGGUGGCUGCUGCUCCUCGCCGUGGUCCCGGCCGUCACCGCUGCGGCCACCGCCGGCGGAGAGGGGAGGGCGCCGGCGCUGUUCGUGUUCGGCGACUCGCUCAUCGACAGCGGCAACAACAACAACCUCGCAUCGCUUGCCAAGGCCAACUACUUCCCCUACGGCAUCGACUUCGCCGGCGGCCCCACCGGCCGCUUCUGCAACGGCUACACCAUCGUCGACGAGCUCGCCGAGCUGCUUGGACUGCCCCUGGUGCCACCCUACUCUGAAGCCUCGUCCGUGCAGCAUGUCCUGCAGGGCGUCAACUACGCCUCUGCCGCCGCCGGGAUCCUCGACGACAGUGGCGGCAACUUUGUCGGGCGGAUCCCAUUCAACCAGCAGAUCCAGAACUUCGAGACGACCGUGGCGCGGAUCGCCGGCGCGGCGGGCGCGGCGGCGGCGGCGGACCUGGUGGCGCGCUCCGUCCUGUUCGUGGGGAUGGGCAGCAACGACUACCUCAACAACUACCUGAUGCCCAACUACGACACGCGGCGGCGGUACGGCCCGCAGCAGUUCGCGGACCUGCUCGCGCGGCAGCUGGCCGCGCAGCUGGCCAGGCUGCACGGCGCCGGGGGCAGGCGGUUCGUGGUGGCCGGCGUGGGGUCCGUGGGCUGCAUCCCGAGCGUGCGCGCGCAGAGCCUCGCGGGGCGGUGCUCGCGCGCGGUGGACGACCUCGUGCUCCCCUUCAACGCCAACGUGCGGGCGCUGGUCGACCGCCUCAACGGCAACGCUGCCGCCGGCCUUCCCGGCGCCAGCCUCACGUACCUCGACAACUUCGCGGUGUUCAGGGCCAUCCUCACCGACCCGGCCGCGUUCGGCUUCGCCGUCGUCGACCGCGGGUGCUGCGGCAUCGGCAGGAACGCCGGGCAGGUCACCUGCCUGCCCUUCAUGCCGCCGUGCGACCACAGGGAGCGCUACGUGUUCUGGGACGCAUACCACCCCACGGCGGCCGUCAACGUCAUCGUCGCCAGGCUGGCGUUCCACGGCGGCGCUGACGUCGUCUCGCCCGUCAACGUCCGUGAGCUUGCCGGCAUGUGACAAGAUGAUCGGAGCGGACAUAUAUUCUCCUAUAUAUAGCAAUAAUAAUUUGUUUGGUGAAUUAUUGUAUCAGUAGAUUUUGUGCUACAAGCCUCCAUCCACAAACCAUGCAUGUAGUAGUUAUUUGUUACUCCGAUCUAUUUAUAAAUUCGCUUUGCACUG